Molecule: messenger RNA, 855 nt
Organism: Aspergillus luchuensis
Lineage: Eukaryota; Fungi; Ascomycota; Eurotiomycetes; Eurotiales; Aspergillaceae
Product: YbhB/YbcL family Raf kinase inhibitor-like protein
Exons: 2
Coding region: 1-855 (284 amino acids)
Biological process (GO): regulation of Ras protein signal transduction; regulation of proteolysis
Molecular function (GO): phospholipid binding; peptidase inhibitor activity
Source: RefSeq, a predicted model, not a curated record
AUGAACUACCAUCUCCUCAUCUCCCUUCUCAUCCCUCUAAUCACUACACAAAUCAUCGACCCCCUUCCACACUAUCCCCAAACCCUCCAUCUCUACUACCCCAACACCCCAUGGAUCCAACCCGGCGACACCCUCCAAAUACUCGACACGAAGCCCCUCCCAAUCCUCAGCACCCAGCACCCUCCCCUUCACCAAACGUACACCAUCCUCUUCCUCGACCUCGACGUCCUCUACAACCACACCACAGCAACCGUCAUCCUGCACUGGUACCAGCCCGACCUAAUCCCAUACCCCAACAACACCAACAUCCUCCUCCCAAACCCCCAAGUACCAACCAGAAAACCAGCACCCUACAUCGCCCCCCAACCCCCUACCAACUCUCACCACAGAUACCUCUACCUCCUGUACACUCAACCACCCAACUACACCUUCCCCGAAUGUUUCGAGCACAUAUUCCCCCCUACAGCGGAGGCACGAGCAGGAUUCGAUAUGAAAAUCUUCACAGAUGCAGCGGGGCUGGGGACGCCCGUAGCGGGAAAUUGGUUUUACGUUAGAAAUGAGGUGGACUUGCCUACUGGGAGUGGUAGUGGGAGUAAAGGAGGAGUUGCUACGUCUACAAGUAUGAAUACGGCUACAACGACGACGACUUCGAUGAGGUGGGUUGAAUGCGAUUUGAGCAGCAGCAGCAGCAGCAGCAGCAGCAGCAUUAGUACUUCUGUUCUCACUACCAGUACUGCUAUUGUUGCUACAACUACCACAACUCAUCGACCCACCGAUUCCCCGACAGAAACCACGCUAGCAAUGAGUAACAACAUCGACGAAAGCCAGGUCCAGGCCCAGGCCCGACUCAGCUAG